Messenger RNA from Sclerotinia sclerotiorum 1980 UF-70, 1314 nucleotides. RefSeq lists its product with no specific name. NCBI's taxonomy places the organism in Eukaryota, Fungi, Ascomycota, Leotiomycetes, Helotiales, Sclerotiniaceae. The transcript is spliced from 5 exons. The record is from RefSeq and is a predicted model, not a curated record. The coding region runs from base 1 to 1314 and encodes 437 amino acids.
AUGCAACUGCUAUACAAUGACAACCCACGUCCCAAGAACGAGUACCGUGGAUUUCGUGCUGCAUCAUCAUCACAGAUUCUCCCUGAUAACUGUGGGGUUUUGAUGGCCAAAAUGAACAAUGGUCUUAACGGACUCGAGGUCGCAUACUACAAUGCUCCAACGAUCGAUAGUCAUCUAAAAGGAAAAGCUUCCCGUAGAGGCAAAGAGACUUCCGGCCGAGAUCGUUUCGCCAUGACUAGAAGCCCCAAACCUACAACACCAGAAGCAAUCAUUGAUGAUAGUCGGUCUUCCUCGAGACACACUCAAUUCCCACAGAGUCAUGGUACACAGGAGAGCACUGUGAGGUGGAUCAACCAGAUUGGACACACCAGAGGAUCCGAUGACAUGGAUACACAACUGCUUUCGAAUCACGCAAGCCAGUCAACCACCUUUGGAAAGCAUACAACGCUUCCUGAGCCAAAAGAACUUGAUUAUAUGGACAUUGAGGAAGAAUCAGAAGAAGGAGAAGCGGUGCGCUGUGAGUGUACCAACUAUGAUGACCGUGAAAAUUUGUGUGAAAAAUGUAGAAAUUUCUGUCACAGCCAGUGCUACGGUUACAACAAGGAAAGUGUCGGUGCAAACUUCGAAUGUUAUGAAUGUCUCUUGGCAGAAUCGGAGCAAGGUAUUCUUUUUGAGAAAAUGUAUCCUCUUUGCACUCGCAGACGCAUGGUUUAUUACCUCAAAAAUAACGGCUUCAAUGAUAUGGAAGGUCUUUGCCAGUACAUGAGUAAGGAUACUCCAGCAAAUGUCCGUACAGCAUUAACCAUCGUUCUAGAUUUGACCUACAAGGAGACACAGGCUUUGGUAGAGGCUUUGAAAACAGAAGGAAUCAUCAAGAGAUGUACCGGGUAUUCCAAGGAGCCAUUCCAAUUUUCCAAUCUUAAGAGACUUCUGGGUGAAUUGUUUGAUCCAUCAAAGCAUAUCUCUCAUACCAAGCUUUUUGUAUCAGCAGCAGCAUCGAAAGUCAACUUACCCCAAAAAUCUCAAGCCCAGGUCCAAGCCCAGCUUACGCCACUCGCUCGGCGUCUCGUACCAUCUGAUGGUCCAACUCGCGGCGGCUUGCGUAGUGAAGGAAGUAGUACUCAGACCCCGAGCUCAUGGAGAAGCUUGCAUGACGAGACCUUGCGCAGAUCACCACGAGUACCUACUCAAUCGACCCCUCAACAAUCUAACAAACGUGCUGGUGACGAAAUUUCCGAGAAUGCAUCCAAGAAGAGACGUGCUGCUCUAGAUGCAACUAGUCCUUUCAGCGUCAGAUCAAAUAGUUUGCAUUAG